AUGGAUAGGAUAACGUUUAGUGUGAAUAAUGAGAAGUGCUCCGUGGGUUCAGAGGUGGACACAGACACGACCCUGAACGACUACAUCCGCAACCACCUGAACCUUCGCGGCACGAAGUUCAUGUGCAAGGAGGGGGGGUGUGGCUCCUGCAUGGUCGCCGUCACCGUCUCUGAUCCUCAUCGAAGAACAUUCUCUGUUAAUUCUUGCCUAGUAUUGGUAACACAAUGCCAAGACUGGGAGAUAACAACGAUAGAAGGGAUUGGGGGUCGAGGGAAGGGGUACCACCCGGUGCAGAAGACCCUAGCAGAGUACAACGGUACCCAGUGCGGUUACUGCAGCCCAGGAUUCGUCAUGAGCAUGUACAGUCUCCUAGAAGCAAAUCAUUACGAUCUAACAAUGUACGAGAUAGAAAAUGCAUUCGGGAGUAACACUUGCCGAUGUACUGGAAGCAGACCUAUACUAGAUGCAUUCAAAAGCUUUGCUAAAGAUGCUCCCAAACCACCACCGAAGAUUGAAGAUAUAGAAGACCUGAAGAUUUGCCACGGUAAAGGAGAUUGUCAUAAAUGUGAUAAAAAUUGGUGUGUGGUCAACCAAAGUGAUGCGGAACCUCCACAUAUAAAGAAAAUUAAUCUUAAAGAUGGUCAUGUAUGGUAUAGAGUACAUGAAAUUAAUGACAUAUUCACUGUUUUGGAUGCUGAAGGCUAUGAGUCUUAUAUGUUGGUUAACGGUAAUACAGGCAGAGGUGCUGUUCCAAUUUUGGUCUUCCCAAGAGUCUUGAUAGAUAUCAAACCCAUAAAAGAUCUGACAGGGUUCUUCCUAGAUCAGAACCUGGUUGUCGGCGCUGGCACAACACUGACUGAUCUUAUGGAAAUCUUCAAAAGCGUCUCAAAGGAACACGAACAAUUCCAUUAUCUUCACAGGCUUUACGAACAUUUAGAUCUUGUUGCUCAUAUACCUGUUAGAAACAUCGGAAGUAUAGCUGGGAAUUUGAUGUCUAAACAUCGUCUACCAACAUUUUCAUCUGACAUUUUCCUGUUGCUUGAAACUGUCAGAGCUUAUUUAGUUAUUGUUCAUAAAGGUUCGGUAGAGGAAGUAACCCCUGAGCAGUUUUUAUCAUUAGAUAUGACAGGACGAGUAAUCACUCAAAUCAAAAUACCUCCUUACUCACAGCAUUACCAGUUCGUGUCAUUCAAGAUCAUGCCUCGAGCUCAAAAUGCGCACGCUCAAGUCAACGCAGGAUUUUUGUACGAGUUUCACGAACAUGACAAAGAUAUGGUGGUAUCAGCUAGAAUUGUGAUCGGUGGCCUUUCAGGAAAAUUUGUUCAUGCACACGAAACUGAAGCUUUUCUACAUAUGAAAAAGAUAUUCACUAACGAAGUUCUACAGCAAGCCUUGAAGGUCUUAGAAGGGGAGCUGAUUGUCGAAGAAAUAGCUGGAGAAAUGAAACCAGAGUACAGGAAGAAAUGUGCUCUUGGAUUGUUCUACAAAAGUUUAUUGGUACUGAUUCCAAAACAGUAUCUAAAGCCUUGGUAUCGCUCGGGAGCCCGAGACUUCAGGAAGACUCGACCUCUGUCUAAAGGUUCCGAAGUAUAUGACACGAAUCCUAAAAUAUGGCCAGUCAAUGAAGCUAUGCCAAAGCUUGACGCGUUGAUACAAUGUGCCGGGGAGGCUACAUAUAGCAAUGACUUGCCUACUCAGCCUAAGGAAGUUUUUUGUGCCUUUGUGACGUCAGAUAUUUGCACUGGUGAAAUUGAGAGUAUUGAUGCUUCACCAGCUUUGAAAAUACCAGGAGUUUUAGCCUUCUUUUCCGCCAAAGACAUUCCAGGGAAAAACUCUUUCUUAUCCCAAAGAGUACCUACCCAAUUGACGCCAGAAGAAGUCUUCGCGGCAAAGGAAAUAAAAUAUUACGACCAGCCGAUUGGAGUCAUUGUUGCGGAAAAUGAAAGACUGGCCCACAGAGCUUCUUUACUGGUCAAAGUGAACUACAAGGUGGAUAAAAGGAAGCCUCUCUUAACCCUUCAAGAUGUAAGAGAGAAGGAUCCUAGCCGUAUUACGUUGUUUGUAGUCUUCCCUGCUAGAGAACGGGGCGCUAAUGUUCAGAGAAUUCUGAAAGGAACCGAUGAUAUCUUUGCUCAGUAUCAUUAUUCAAUGGAAACGCUCACUACAGUCACCAGGCCAAGUGAAGAUGGGAUCGAUGUGUGGGCCGCUACGCAGUGGAUAGACUCUUUUCAAGUUGGUCUGUCUGAAGUACUGGAUAUUCCCCAGAAUCGAAUAAAUGUGACAGUGCCAAGAUGUGGUGGUGCAUACGGGUUGAAGAUAUCUCGCACGAACCACGUGGGAGCCGCGUGCGCUCUCGUCACUCACCUGAUGGACCGACCCUGUCGGUUUGUGUUGAGCAUCCAAGCCAGCUUGCGGUGUAUCGGCAAGCGAUUCCCCAGCCAACGGGAGUUUGAAGCUGGCGUCAGUAGUUCGGGUGAAAUCCAGUAUCUGGAGUACCAUUUGUAUGAGGACAAUGGCUAUGUGGUCAGUGACCCCCUGGGACCUACCCUGUUACCCGGAGUCAGGAAUUGUUACGACAAUAGACGUUGGUCUACCAAGAUAUUCAAUGUGACUACAGACACGGCAUCUAAUACGUAUGCUAGAGCACCGGGUUCGUUGGAGACAAUAUGCAUGACAGAGCAAAUAAUGGAGAGAAUAUCAUACGAACUAGAUAGAGACCCAACGCAAGUGAGACUCACUAACAUUGAACCGUCGUACGUUGACGUACAAGAGAUCAUUGGAACACUGCUGAGAGACGGCGAGUACGAGAAGCGUAAAGAAGAAGUUGCGAAAUUCAAUAAACAGAACAGAUGGAAGAAACGAGGAUUGAGAGUGGCGUUCAUGAAUUGGCCCGCAGCUACUUUACUUGAUUUUCACGUACUUCUCUCAGUAUAUCACGCAGAUGCAACAGUUAUAGUACACCACGGCGGCAUAGAAAUUGGACAAGGCAUAAAUACGAAAGUCAUUCAAACAGUGGCGUAUACUCUGAACAUUUCUAUAGAUAAGGUCAAGUGCAAGCCUCCGACUGCUGCGACGAACCCUAACAACUUUACGACUGGUGCAAGUAGGACUACAGAAGCUGUUUGCUUUGCUGCUAUAAAAUGCUGUCAGAUUAUUUUAGACCGUUUGGACACUGUUAGGGAAACUUUAGUUGAUCCUACGUGGGAGCUUUUGGUUGAAACUGCAUAUAAUAGGGGCAUUAAUCUUCAGUCGAGUUACAGAGUGACUCCCAAUGAUCAAGUGCCGUAUAGGUCUGCAGGAGUGGCCUUGGCUGAGGUGGAACUUGAUAUACUGACGGGCGAACAUGAAAUACUGCGGGUUGAUAUUGUUGAAGAUGUUGGUACGAGUACGAAUCCAGAAUUGGAUAUUGGACAGGUUGAAGGUGCCUUCAUGAUGGGAGUCGGCUACUGGACCCAUGAGGAGCUAAUCUACGACAAGAAGACUGGAGAACUGCUCACCGACCGUAGCUGGUACUACAAAGUACCACUGACUAAGGACAUACCUAUUGACUUCAGAGUUCAGCUCAGGAGGAACUCCUAUAAUCCUUUGGGGACCUUAGGAGCUAGAGCGGUGGCCGAGCCUCCAACGUGCCUAGCCAUUUGUGUGGCUUUUGCUCUGCGCGAAGCCAUCGCUUCAUCGAGGGAAAAUACCGGUUAUCCCAGAAACAAAUGGUUUAAAGUAGAUGGUCCGUUUACCCUCGCUGCAAAUGUCUUGUCAGCAGAUGUGCGUUUAGAAGAGUUUCUAUUUAAAUAG
Molecule: messenger RNA, 3792 nt
Organism: Helicoverpa armigera (cotton bollworm)
Lineage: Eukaryota; Metazoa; Arthropoda; Insecta; Lepidoptera; Noctuidae
Product: probable aldehyde oxidase gad-3
Exons: 16
Coding region: 1-3792 (1263 amino acids)
Molecular function (GO): iron ion binding; oxidoreductase activity; FAD binding
Source: RefSeq, a predicted model, not a curated record